AUGUUGCAGCAGAAUCAAAUAUCAAACUUGCUCAAAUCAGCACUACUGUCACCGGGAUCUACAACAACAUCAUCAACUCCCUCAGUACCCAAUUUCCAUCCAAUUUCAAUUUCAUUAUUAUCCAACCAUGGCAAUCCAUUAAUCUCACUCACUACAAAGAGUCAAUCCACGGAGCGUGUUGAUCAUCAUCAACUGCAGCUGCAACUGCAGCCACAACUGCAAUUGCACUCCUUGCAUAGUUCCAAAGCUGGUACUCCAACAACAACAACAAUGCCCACAGUAACAGGUGAAGAAUACGACCACGCUAGAGCAACACCAUCAGUUUAUACAGGGGGUAACGCAGACUCGCAAGAUGGAACGUCGUUCAUCACCUUGGAUCAAUUAAAGAUAUAUUCAUUAAUUGCAUACAAUACAAUUACCGAAGCCACCGACUCUGACGAGUCAAGUAGUGACACCGAUGAUGCUAAUGAUUGGUCAAUUGUUGAUUUCGGUACUGUUAAAUGUAUAAUCUCAAAAGUUAACCUUGAUCAAAACCCAUCACGACAAAAAGAUAAUAGAGGCGCUAAGCAAUUGAAAGAUAAUGGACAAGAUAUCAAGCGUAGUGGGGAAAAUAACACGAAAUCUACAACUAAUGAUGAUAAAGAUGCUGAAUUUGAUAACGCUUAUGAAGAUUAUGAUGUAGAUUUGUUUAAUGGGUAUUUUGUCGUACUAUUCUACCAAUCAGGAAAUUUAAGUACGACAACAGCAACAGCAGCAACAGCAGCAACAGCAAGGGAAGAAAGAGAUCUCUCUUCUUUUGAUUUUGAAGUUGACGCUAUUGCCAAGAUCAAGACUGAUUCGGUUGUAAAUGCAUUAGGCCAAGGAUUAAAAGGGUAUCAUGAACCAAUAACAAACUAA
This is a messenger RNA of Lodderomyces parapsilosis, 897 nucleotides long. RefSeq lists its product as uncharacterized. The record is from RefSeq and is a predicted model, not a curated record. The transcript has a single exon. Bases 1 to 897 code for a protein of 298 amino acids. NCBI's taxonomy places the organism in Eukaryota, Fungi, Ascomycota, Pichiomycetes, Serinales, Debaryomycetaceae.